This is a messenger RNA of Peromyscus eremicus (cactus mouse), 2189 nucleotides long. It is a transcript of the gene Arl14ep, whose product is annotated as ADP ribosylation factor like GTPase 14 effector protein. Bases 952 to 1785 code for a protein of 277 amino acids. Gene Ontology annotation, cellular component: intracellular membrane-bounded organelle. The transcript is spliced from 5 exons. The record is from RefSeq and is a predicted model, not a curated record. NCBI's taxonomy places the organism in Eukaryota, Metazoa, Chordata, Mammalia, Rodentia, Cricetidae.
UCGACAGGCCUGGGGACAGAGAUUCUGAUGGAGGAAACAGAAUGAGGAACCAGAAUUCUGAACUCAUUUUCAGCCCCGUUUCUCAUUUCACCCCGGGCAUUCAUUGGCUAGCUCAUUGUUCUCUUUACUUACGUUGUCUCCAAGGAUGUAGCUGUUAUUAUAGACUGACAUUUCCCAAUCCUCUCCCGGCUUAGAUUCCUCUCAUCCCAACCCUUUCUUUCACCUGCACAUCCUCACUUGCUCUGUGAAACACAGCUCCUGCAACACCCAAGGCCUUGUCUCCCUCUCCCGGCCUCAUGCUUCCCUCUGUGUUCCAGCUCUGCAAGCCCACACCCUCCUCUCUUUCCUAUGUCGAAUCAGCCCCAACAGCCCAAUGCUUCUUCCUCGUGAACCCUUAUCCUCACUGUGGCUUCCUCAGUCCUUCAGUUCAGGGUUUCUCAGGCUUGGAAGGCUUGAAAUAUUGAGCCAGCUAGCAUUUGCGGGGACCGUCCUGUACAUUUUAGGAUGCUCAGCUAUUUCCCAUCUCUACUCUGUUAAGGACCAGUUGGCACCCCCUAGUGGAUAGAACCCAAAAUGCCUCAUGAUGUUGCGGUUGGGGAACCGAAGAGGGAGGGAAUGCUCUCUUGCAUUAUCUCCAUAGAGACAAAACCUUAUUUGAGGCAUUUCACCAGCAUAAGAGAUUCCGGGUCACGGCUCCUCCCUUUAUUCCACACUCUUUUUUAAAAAAAAAGUUUUACAGUUUUCAUCAGGAUAAAACACAGCCUCUAAUGCAGCAUAAAAAGGACACCAUUUGUCUUCUACUUGCCUCCUCCAGCUUUCCACUCCAACGAUGCUGAGUGCCUUUGCAGCCUAAUUAAGGAUGGAUGAAAUUCAUAAGAAGUGGGAACUGUAGCCAGUUGACCUGCCAAAGAGAUUUCUAGACAAAACAGAGGAAACGUGCUAGACUCAAGGAUGAUGGAUCCGUGUUCAGUUGGAGUCCAGCUUCGAACCACACAUGACUGCCAUAAAACCUUCUACACUCGGCACACAGGUUUCAAGACUUUGCAAGAAUUGUCAUCAAAUGACAUGCUUUUGCUUCAGCUUAGGACUGGAAUGACACUUUCUGGGAAUAAUACAAUUUGUUUGCAUCAUGUCAAAAUUUAUAUUGACAGAUUUGAGGAGUUACAGAAGUCCUGUUGUGACCCAUUUAACAUACACAAAAAGCUAGCCAAAAAGAACCUGCAUGUAAUUGACUUAGAUGAUGCCACGUUUCUCAGUGCAAAGUUUGGAAGGCAGCUGGUACCUGGUUGGAAGCUUUGCCCCAAGUGCACCCAGAUCAUCAAUGGGAGUGUGGAUGUUGAUUCAGAUGACCGCCAGAGAAGGAAACCCGAAUCAGAUGGAAGAACUGCUAAGGCGCUGAGGUCGCUGCAGUUCACGAACCCGGGAAAGCAAACUGAAUUUGCUCCAGAAAGCGGGAAAAGGGAGAAAAGGAAGCUGACCAAGAACUCGAGCGCCGGCUCUGACAGACAAAUUAUUCCAGCAAAGAGUAAAGUCUACGACAGCCAGGGUCUGCUAAUUUUCAGUGGCAUGGACCUCUGUGACUGCCUUGAUGAGGACUGCUUGGGAUGCUUCUACGCCUGUCCCACCUGUGGGUCUACCAAAUGUGGAGCUGAAUGCCGCUGUGACCGCAAGUGGCUCUAUGAGCAAAUAGAAAUUGAAGGAGGAGAAAUAAUCCAUAAUAAACAUGCUGGCAAAGCAUGUGGUCUAUUAUCUCCCUGUCACCCAUAUGAUAUUUUACAAAAGUGAUCACCCAAAUAACUGGCCAGCAAAGACGAAAGUGCAGCAAAGAAGUGAGCGGUCACCGUUGUGGAAGUAAAUUCGGAUCAGUCGUAAGUGGAACUGUCGUAAAUAGAAGGCGUCGGUGGUAACAGGAGUAUUGAUACCAUUGCUGUUCUGGGGACAGACGUGCAUCAGAGGAACCUGGUGAUGGAAAGUUACCCAUUUCUCUGAGGAAAGUGGCUCUGCUGAGCAGGAAGAUUGUGCCAGGAAAGUGAUGGUGAAAACUUCACAUUCAUGGCUGUUUAUUGUAAAUAGAUAUUUCACAACAUUGAACGAUCGGAAGGGUUUCUAUUUAAUGUUAACAAAGCAGGCAAUCACUGUUCAGACUAAUUUUGGGCAAUAAAAUAAAACUCCAGUUCUUAAUACAUAAA